This is a messenger RNA of Sturnus vulgaris (Common starling), 1469 nucleotides long. It is a transcript of the gene ARL3, whose product is annotated as ARF like GTPase 3. Gene Ontology annotation, molecular function: GTP binding; GTPase activity. The record is from RefSeq and is a predicted model, not a curated record. Lineage: Eukaryota; Metazoa; Chordata; Aves; Passeriformes; Sturnidae.
GCGGGCACGUCGGCGCGCGGGGUGGGUGUGACGCAGUUGCCCAUGGUAACCCCGGGCCGCGCCGAGGAUGGGUUUACUGUCAAUCCUACGCAAACUAAAAAGCACCCCAGACCAGGAGGUGAGAAUCCUCCUCUUGGGACUGGAUAAUGCAGGCAAGACCACACUCCUGAAACAGCUGGCAUCAGAGGACAUCAGCCACAUCACCCCAACACAGGGCUUCAACAUCAAAAGUGUACAGUCUCAAGGCUUCAAACUGAAUGUAUGGGACAUAGGUGGACAGAGGAAGAUCAGACCAUACUGGAGGAACUAUUUUGAAAACACUGAUAUCCUUAUCUAUGUCAUUGACAGUGCAGAUAGGAAGAGGUUUGAAGAAACAGGUCAGGAGCUUGCUGAGCUUUUGGAUGAAGAAAAGCUUAGUGGAGUCCCGGUGCUCAUAUUUGCUAACAAGCAAGAUUUGCUGACUGCUGCCCCUGCUUCGGAGAUUGCCGAGGGACUGAACCUACACACAAUCCGGGACAGAGUCUGGCAGAUCCAGUCUUGUUCAGCUCUUUCGGGAGAGGGAGUACAGGACGGCAUGAACUGGGUGUGCAAAAAUGUCAGUGCUAAGAAGAAGUAAAGCGUUCUGAGCUGCAUGGAAAUGGAGGAGCGGUGGGAGCAGAAUUCUAGCCUGAAAACACUAAUUUGCUGCUUUCUGACCAAAUGUUUUUCCAUCUGUGCACAGCUACAGCUGUUAAAAAAAAAAAAAAAGAGAAAAAAGGGAGCAACAUCGGUUUAAACCUACUGCUGGAUUUGGAACUUGACCUGCUAUUUAGUAUAAUUUUUUUUAUCCCAAUAAAGGAAUUACAUAUUUCCUCCUUAUGCUUAAAUAGUAUUAAAUGUCUGAUUAGCAAGCAAGUUUGUAAGCAGAAGCAAGACGGAUUCAGUGUGGAGCAGAGGGAGUGGUGAGUUACAGUAGUGGCUUAGAUGCAUAGGAGCUGCCCUAAUAUGCGUAGUUGCUGAGGACAGGCUCGGGCGUCAGUCACAGCUUCCCCUCAGUGACAGAUAAAAUGCAGUUGUGUUACCAGUUGUGGGUAGAUUCUUAAAAUAAAGCUGCUAAGGAGUCAUUUGUGUAACAAGGGUAGAAGACUUCCACAUAUUCCUAUAGCCAUAAAAGAAGAGUUUGAUGAUAACGAGGCACUGUUGCAUUGCGACACCGCUGUAGAAGGGAGAGAAGGGUUAUAUGUGUAUAAUUGAAGCUCUUUACAGUUGGCAUAAUGCAGGAUGAGUGUGCCUAGGGCUUUUCUCGCAGCUGAAGGAGAAUUUAGCCCAGCAUUUCACCUUGAGCCAGCAAAAUCGUUGUUCCUCUGUUCAAUAAGUUCCAUAUGUGAGAUUAGUCUUGAUGUUGAACAAUCCCUGUUGAUUUUCCCUUGAUGUUAAGGCAACUCUGCAGGAAAAUGCAAUUAAGUCCAUGAUUACUUUCUAGAAUGAGA